Nomia melanderi (Alkali bee) is the source of this 3982-nucleotide messenger RNA. NCBI's taxonomy places the organism in Eukaryota, Metazoa, Arthropoda, Insecta, Hymenoptera, Halictidae. The record is from RefSeq and is a predicted model, not a curated record.
UUUCAAUUUUAUAUAAUAAUAGUGGAAUAGUGAAAUCUAAUUUUUUCAAAAGUAUUUAAUUAUAAAAAAAAAUUGAAUAUCAGUCGUGUUGCGUGCAGUUGUUCAAAACAAUUUACUAGUAGUCCGACUGAAAAGCGUCACCGAGAUAAAUUGAAUUACAUCGGCGGUUCAGCGUUAAUUGAGUAUUAACUCGGUGAUUUGUAUCACUUGUUUCUUGGUCAUGUCAAGCAUGUGAAUCACGUAGAGUCUUAAUGUCUGCAUUGAUACGAGAGCCGAUGUAAAUAUUAUGCAACGCACGUUUUCCAUCAUCUUAUAUAGCCUGUAACAACUGAGCCAUUCUAUAUGGAAAGCGCAUAUCUAACAAAUAAAUAAAAAUUGUUAAAAAUAAACAAUUCUCUACUAACACAUAAAUACACUAUUCAACAUUCAUCUGAACAAAAACGUAUGACACUCGAUCGUUAAAUUAAUACGAUCAAAAUUCCCUUUAAUUGACUAUCAUUAUUAUUUCUAUGUAUUAAAGUACCAUUUCAUAUUUCCUAUAAAACUUUCCAUAAUUUACCAAAUAAUUCAUAAAUAAUGUUCUUAAAGAUCCUCGUACCAUUUCCAAAAACAUCGUUUCUAAAACUUUCAUUAAUCAAAUAAAAACAAACAAACAAACACAUACAAUUCUGUUUCCUAAUAAAAGCUGAUUUACCAUACGCGACAGUGCACGUUGCCUCUGUAAACAAAGAUUACAUACAAUCGCCUUAAGCCUUACAUUCAAGCAUAAACACGAACGUGAAAGUGUUUGCCAGCUCCUCGAGUUCAAUAAAUAAAAACAUUACUCGUCACACUCCACCCCACGGGUACGAGUAUUUUUGAUCUCCGUUCGUUCAGACGUUGAUUCUACCGCGACGGACCGUUCUCACUCUAAGUAGCAACUUACCGCUGUACGAUGAGUUUACUUGGGUUAAGAGCAGUCGCGGAUCGAACAUUUUGAAAUGAGAGUUAAAUCGAUCCAGUCGCUGACCGAUUCAAUGUUUCCCCCGGCUGACAUAAGAUUUAAACUGGUGAGCAAAGCGAAGUUGACGAUCACUGAAGGUCUAUAGGGCUGGCCAUCUGUCCCUCGUUGCCACGUCUGCGACGACUUGGUGGUCCAUUUUGGGGCUGGUGCGCAACAGCAUCGGCACUAGCGCUGGCAAUGAAGCGCUCUCAGGUAGAAUCUGCUCCCUCCCCCCUCCUUUUCUCUCACUAUACCGUGUGCGCGCUAGCGCACGUGCUCCCUUCCCCUACCCCGCUUCUCGCAUCCACCCGUGGCUUCUUACUUUUUUACUGGUAUCGUUAGAGGAGCAGUAGAGAGUAGACCGGGAGAAUGGUGAACCAUGUUGUUCUAGUAGAAAUUCUAAUGAUAACGCCAACACGAUUCUGGAUCACCACAGGAUACCCGCAAACGUUGAAUUCACGGAGGGCUUCCAACGGAACCUACCACGUGGUACUGACGACGGAAUGGUCGAAAUGGGAUUAGAAUUGUUUAACGCAUUGCUGACCGGUCACGAGUUAACUCCUGUUUGUAUUUGCAUUAGAAUAAUGUCACGCUGGUGCGAUCGAUCGGCCAUAGUCCUAACGGGUAUGGUAUUACUUAGUAUGAUAAUGUGGAAUACGGCUAAGAGCUCCAUAAUGAAGUGCGAACAGGCGAAAAUGAAGUGCGCUUUCAGAACAGGCUGUGGCUCUGCUCUGCAACACUAUCUUACAGGUUGCGCGCCCGUUCUCCAGGGCGACGAUUGUUCCGAGGCAUGCCAACAUGCCCUCAUUGCUCUUACAAGCACCGAUGAAGGUCAGGAUCUUAUGACGUGCGAGUGCGAGGACAAAUUAUGUUUACAAUCGAAGCAGAGAGUUGAAAUCUGCAGGUCUUCUGUGCAAAUGGCCUUAAACAGGACUAGGGUGUCUUGCAGAGUUGCAACUUGGAUUUGUAACGCGGAUGCCCUUUGUCAGACUGCACUUUCGUACUAUAACAGAUAUUGUAAGAACAUGUUUCAAGGACGAAAGUGUACAAAACGGUGUAAAAAUUCAAUAGAUAUUCUUACAAGGCAAGAAAAAGCUGCAAAAUUGAAUACAUGUCAAUGCGAUGGUUUCGAGGAUUACGACUGUAGAGAAAUUCAUAGAAAUAUGAAUUUACUCUGUUUUGGCAAAAUACAUCAUGGUUAUCAUAAUGUGAAUACUGAGAAUAAUAAAAGUAACGAGUUACUAAGACCAACUAUGACUCUUAGAGGGGAUGCUGUUCAAACAAUAAUUGACAGAAGACUAUUUUUACUGUCCCUAGUUAUUUAUCACAUACUUAAAGCGAGACAAGACUGACAACUAAAACAUAUGCACAAGAAUCUCCACAAGAGCAGUAUUCCAUGAAACCUAUAACCAAAGAUCUUCAUCAAUAUUCAAUCAAGUUUUAUAUACCAGUAAUAAUGAAUUGCUAUAUUCUUCUAUAAAAAAUUUUAGUAGCUUCGUAAAGUAAUUGUAAAGCUAUAAAUUUUUUAUAAAAUUUGUAUAGAGGAAAUCAAUAUGAAGGAAGGGAAUCUUGUACAGUGAAAAUAUUGUAUAUUUAAUUGUAUUAUAGUAAAUGUAACUGAAUCAUUUAUUAUAGGUCUUUAGUUGUAGGUGAGUUCUAUUUAUGAAUGCAUGGUAAUGUAAAUAUCUAUGUAAUGGAAAAUGGUUUUCUAUUUCCUUUUUUUUUCAUUUUAUAUAUUUAUACGUUUCAAAGAAUUAUAAUGUGUGAUAUUUUUUAACAAACACCAUUUCAAAAUUUAUAUCAGAUUACGAUAUUAAUUCAGAUAUUUAAAAAUGACUGAUCGUUAAUGGUUUGUUAAUAUUGAAAAUUAAAAAAUUUUUUUAUGUAAAAAAACUUAAAAAUUUGUAUUUUGAGUUAAUAGUUACCAAAAGAAUAAAACGUUAAUUUUAAUAAUUAAACUUUGUUACUGCGACUUUGUGGGUAUACGUGUUUUCUUUUGAAUAAUUUCUACUUUUCAAACUCGUGAAAGUCUGACACACAUCUGUUUAUCCAAGUGUUCAAUUUAAAAACGAAAAGACAUGUAAUGCUCAUUAUGAAAAUAAGUAUAAAACAUUUGUAAUUAAAUAUUCUGCUGUGAAAUCAUUAAAACCUUCAAAAUUAAACAUAUUUAAUUUUAAUAGAUAAGUUAUGUGUUUUAAAUAUAUACAGUGAUAAAUAUUAUGUCACUGAGCCAGCCACUGUAGCCAUAUAUUCUACAAGCAAUGUUUAAAGAAUAUAUUUGAAAGAGAUUAGUGCAAUUUACGUUUUCUUAUUCCUUUAUAAAAAAAUAUCCUAUGAAAAAAUUCCUUUGUAUUAAAAUUUUCUGAAUUUUUACGAUGUUAUAGCAAAGCUUUUGCUAUUAAACAUAGUACAAAGUAUAAGAAAGUGUAACUUUAAGUUCCUGACAAAUUGCUUUAUUAAUGAAAUGUAUCCAAAAAAUGAACAUUUUAAGGAAAUCCAUCAUCGUCCUCCUCUGCCAUUUCCUUAGCAAGUUCCAAGUCCUGUUGUUCCCUUUCUCUACGUUCCUCUGCUGAUUCGAGAUCCUUUCCAUAUGACUUUGGAGGAUAUCUCAUUGCCUUAACACUCUGAUUAUGUAAAUCUAAGCAGAACGUGAUUCUCUGAUGGAACGCGAGUAAUGGCUCUUUAGUACAAUACAAAUCAGUAGUCUCUUUACUACGCAUAUAUCCAUUUUCUGGUUCCAAAGUAGCUUCAAUCACACCAUCUCUAAUAGCUUUAGCUACGAUAAAUUCUGCGUCGACGCUUGAAUCUAAACCUAAUUUCUUUGUAAUAUCUGUAGGAGAAAUUCUGGAAUAGGAAAGUCCAAUCGAUCUAAUCGCAGUUUUAAUAACAUUAUGUCUCAGUCUGAGAAUCAGAGUGAAUGUGUGAUCCGCUCUGAAUUGUGGACCAAAGUUUUCUAAAACUUCUCCAAAACGUUGCAGAUUUCCUAAACGUACAGCUUGC